AUGGAAGGCGGAGAUAUGGAUUCACUGUUUGAGGGGAUGGUGUUGUUCAAUUCUCAAGCAACAGAAGAAGCAGUAUCAUCGAGUUCCCAACCCCUUGACGAAGAUAUCUUCUCUGACCUCACCCUCGUUGUAGAUCCCGCCGACGACGAUCAUCUUCAAUCUCAAUCUUCCCAAAACCAGCAGCCCAGAAGGAGAAAACGAUCUGGCUUGAGAAUUGGAUACGGUAGAGACACAGUCGAUGUCGAUGUCGAUAUCGAUGCGGAUCCUUCUCCGCUGCCCCAACAUAUUUCUGCUUUCCCUGCUCAUGAUACCCCACCAUCUAGUGCUACUGAAUCGAUCACUCCUGAUAUUGAUGCUGAUGCUGUUAGUGUUACUGUUAAUACCCAACCAUCUAGUGCUGAUGCUGUUAGUGUUAGUGUUAAUACCCAACCAUCUAGUGCUGCUGGCAGUGAUUCAGCAGCACAAGUCGAAACUUUUUCCGAGGAAGGCUUCCGCCAAAUUAGGGACACAAUUCAUGACAAGCUUAAUCAUGCUCGUCAACUCGUCACUUCUGCAUCUUCUGCACGAAAGGAUGCGGUCAGGAGUAGGAGAAAGGCCCAAGAGAAUGCAAAUCUAGCUUCUCUCAAAUACAUGGAACUUGAAAAUCAAUUGGAACAAGCCUGUGAAGCUGAAGAUUUUGAAACCGCCGAAAAGGUUAGCCAAUACCUCUCUGCCGCUGACAAGGAGAAACAAAUCUUUGCCACUUCAUUGAAACAAGCCGAUGCCUUUCUCGCUGCUUUAGAUUUGAAUUUGCAGCAAGCCCUUGAAUCUCACAUAGCUGCCCAGGAAGAAUGUGCAAUCUUACUCCACCAUUAUGCAACGAAUGCUGUAAAUAAUGCAGAUUUUUCCAUCAAGAAAGCAACAUUGGUGCAUUCAAAAGAAAUGGAACAAUGGCUUUCAUCAUCAGAAGCCUUGGAGGUUAAAAGGAUGGAGUUGGAAAUUGAAUCACAUUUUAUUAGUGAAGCUCAUACAGAACUUAAUAACAACAUUGAGCAUUCAGUUGAGGAUGAUAAAAAAGAAAAAGAGAUCCUUUGCAAAAGAAAGAGCAUCCUAAUGGGUGAAUUGGAAAACCUUCUUGCUUUAGUAAAACAGAAAGAAAAAGAGAUAGCUGACAACGAUUCUGAUUUAAAAGCAGUAGACCAUAAGAUAAAUAAUGCUGUCUCUGGAUUUAAAGAGAUCCAGUCAACUAUUGAUGUGAAGUAUGACAAAUUGCAAUCUGUCCUUGCUCAAGUGAAAUUAGAGACUGAAACUUUGUCACUGAAGAAAGACGAAAUUGACAACUUUCUCGUUCAGGAAGAAGGAAUGGGAGCAAAACUUAGGGAAUUUGCCAGGGUUUCUGAGGAGGAAGCUAAAGGAUAUAUGGAAAUAGUCAAAUUAAGAAGAAGUUUGAUGUCAUAUAUAUUGAAGUCUGGGGAGGAUAAAAUGAGACUUACAAACAAUGAGGAAAAGCUUUCUGGAGACGUGAAAUUGUUUCAACAGGAGGUUUCUGCUGCCAGAGCUUCCUUGCAGGAGCUAACUUCAAGAAAGUCGAGCAUCCAACAAGAUAUAGCAUCCUUCAAGCAGAGGAUUAUUUUCAUAGAUAAGAGAGUCCCAGAACUUGAAGCAGAAAAGAAAGUUGCUACUGCUGCAAGAAAUUUCAAAGAGGCUGCCAGAAUAGCUACUGAGGCUAAAUCACUGUGUGUUGAAAAAGAGGAUAUUCAGGCGGAAAUGGAUACAGUCACUUCAAAUCUUGAAAAGCUUGAGGAUGAAAUUAAAGGCACCUUUGAUAAAUUGCAGGAGACUGAGGGAAUGAUCUUAUUGAAGGAGAAAGAGUUAGCAAUGGCUAAAUAUCAAAAGCUACUUUUGACAGCUGCUACUGCUAGAGCUGAAAAAAAGGCUGCCCAAGAAAUGGGUGAUACAGAAGAAGUUAAUAUCCUGCUUGCAGAAGCUGAGGCAGCUGACUGUGAAGCUGAGAGUAUUCGAUCAACAUACAAUUUCAAAGCAGAAGACGUUUCAAAUUUACCAAAAGAUUUGAUUUCAAUGGACCUUGUAUCAAUUAUUGAUAAAAAACAAUUGGAAAAAUUAGCUAUCACUUCAUCUGUUUAG
Messenger RNA from Vicia faba (fava bean), 2124 nucleotides. NCBI's taxonomy places the organism in Eukaryota, Viridiplantae, Streptophyta, Magnoliopsida, Fabales, Fabaceae. The record is from the annotation of a GenBank genome assembly.